Molecule: messenger RNA, 3144 nt
Organism: Penicillium verrucosum
Lineage: Eukaryota; Fungi; Ascomycota; Eurotiomycetes; Eurotiales; Aspergillaceae
Exons: 3
Coding region: 1-3144 (1047 amino acids)
Source: RefSeq, a predicted model, not a curated record
AUGAGUAAUUUCUCUCCGCUCGAGAUUCCUCCCCUUUCGGAUUUCCCGUCGAGGCCGGAGGAUCUCGAACACCCACCUCCACCUUUAACUCUUUACGAUUUUACCCGUCUUCCCAAUCCACCUGACGACUGGGAAUAUUUCAAUGCCAAUUUUAAAGGCGUUGCAUUGGGUAAUAUUCGUUUAUUGAAGCUCCCACAGGCGCGAGUGUUGAUGAAGCAUUACUUCUGGGGAAUACAUUAUCAUGAACCAACUAACACCGCCAUGACAACGAGAAAGAAGCCAAAUGUCAAAACUCAACUGAUGCUUCUGUUCAAACUCAUCUACUACAUGCAAGAACGCCAUCGGCCGAAGACUUGGGUAGAUAUGCUCAAUGUUAACCGAGAUACUGGACCACGACUCUUGCGAUACGACCUCAAUCCACGCCCGAAGCCAAUCACUUGUGCACACCACCCCCCACCUCCACCACCUCCGGCGCCAACACUCGCCGCGCAACAAGAGGAAAUCCUCCGCAUGCAUCUCUUGAAUCACCUAAACCCUGGAGUCCAAUUUACACCGGCCUUUUCAUUGACCGAUCCGCCGGGCAAGAAGAUAAUGGCCCCCGCACCAGCCCAAAAACGGGGUUUAGACGAAGACAAGCUAUUCCGUCGCAAACGCUCGAGACAAAUGUCACCCGGUGCUCCUGCUUACCGCGGUUACCCUCGUUCCCCAACUCCACCGUUUCAAGAGCCCGUCUUUGCUGCUGAGGAUAUCACAACUUUCACCUGGAUGCCUGGCCUGGAACCUUCCUAUACAGUGGCUCCCAUUGGAAGGCACCAAUUGAGCUCCCUUGCCCCACAACCUUUAGGGCCAGUUGACACGCGAGAGAUUACGGAUCUCGUGGAACGGGCUGUGAUGCAGAUCGUGUAUGCUGAUUUGGACCGCGAUCCCACAAUUCCGUCUCUUGAAAAGCCUAUUCGCUACCGGACAGCCCAGUCUUACAAUGAUAUUCUCUCGAUGAAACUCGGAUCAUUCCCCACCACGCUAAAUGUAAAGCUGUCGCCAUUGACCUUUGAUUGGGAUCCAAAUGGCCCUGUAUUUCCGGUUCGGGGCCGCGGCCCUAUCUGGGAUUCAAUGUCUUGUGCAACAGAUGCUGUUAUUGUGGCGGGAAUGCUACUCGAUGCUGGUUGCACCAAGAUAGAUCGUGCAAAUAAUCGAGCAGCGGAGUUCAAAGAUAUCGAAAAAGCAUUCAUCGAAGUGACAAUGGCGAGCUGGGAGACCUUCGACGAAAAGACUUCUAUAUUUGUGCGUGAUGAGUGGCUCCGUAUGUUUAUCGAUGGCUCAAGCGGCUUGAAAAUGGGACAACCGAUUCCUCCCUGGGCGGUUUGCCAGAUCGCGCUUCCGUUCUACAACUCCCAUCAAGGAUCGUGCAUUUUACCUGGCUACCUACCGGGCGAUGAAAACGGAGUAGAUCUACAAGUGUUGAUCGAGCGAUGUUUCUACCCACGAAAGUCUUUCAAGUGUAAUAAGUGUGGUGAUCCGACGGGAGUUACCGGAGAACGAAAGAUCGGUCAACUCCCGCUGCGUCUGGUGGUGACCUCUGAUCUCAAGACGCGAAUCCGAAAUCAUACAGAGAACCUCAAGUUCAAUUACAUAGACUACGAAGACAAGCAACAGGUCGCACACUAUCGUUGGCUUGGCGGGAUCUAUAACAACGAGUCCCAUGCUCGUUUGUUUUGGACGGAUACGGCACGAGGCGAGAAAGAUGAUGGGAAUAUUAUGAUGUACGACAGCCAAAUCAAUUCCGGGGUCAUCGUCGGUGGCAUCCCAGCAUUUCAACGUGAAGAAAAAGUACCCACUGAAUGGGUCAGCCAUCACGCUAUUCCGCUCCUUUUCUAUGAACGAAUCAUGAAUCCCACCACCGACCUUUUGGCCAAGACCACCAACGCGAUGCUUGAGUUAGGCAAUUGCCUGAGCGUGAACAAAAACGUUCUCGAAGAACACAUCCCUUGGAAGCGAUCGACUCCUCCAUUGCAGCGCGAGUCAUGGCCUCGUAUACUUUCACAUAAUGGUGAACGCUUCAGCAAUUUCAACCCCGGAUGGGCAACAACGAAAACAUCCCCCAACCCAGCUGCUGCACAGACUGCCACACCCCCUCUGGCACCUAUGCUUAUUGACCCGGCGCUUCUUGAUCCAUUGGUCAUUGACCCAUCACUCAUUGAUCCAUCGCUUUACUCCACCCACACACCUCCGGAAUUCGACUUCACCGCAUUCAUGGAUGUGGAUGGACUUGGUGAUCCAUUGGCCAAUGAUCAAGACCCAACUGAGAAUACCAACAAGAACCAUCUGUUUAAGUCGAUGAUGCAGAGUCCGCGCUGGCUCCCUCCAAGUCCCGAUAUGUGGCCUUCAGGUUUACCUAGCGAGGAAGGAGCUCUAGACUUCCCCGAGCUACCUAUGUCACCCCAGUCGCCCAAUCUGGGCAAUCGCAAUCGCAAGCGUAAGAGCACUGGGUCAGAUAUUAGCAUGCCAGAUGCAGAGACUAUCCCUGAGCUUCGAAGCCGACUCUUUGGUAAUAGGCACGGUAAUGAGCUGAAGAGGACGGCGAUGCAAAACUACGCUAUUUCGAAGCAGGCCCUGAAUCCAAGAGAGAAGCAGGCCCUGCGGAUAGAGAAGGUGCGUGGAUUCAGAUCCAGGAUGAGAUUCAGUGACCAAGACGACAACGACGAGGAAGUGGAGCGAGAGGAGGAAAUUAACCGAAAGAAUGCCGAGAGGCAAAGGAAUCAGGACCUCUUUGAACGGAAAAGGCAAGAGGAACGUGAGAAGAAAAAGAGAGAGCAGAUCGAGAAGAAGAGGAAAGAGGAACAGAAGAGGCAAAAAGAACUCGAAAAGAAGAAGAAAGUAGAGGUAGAAGAUGAGAGUGAAGAAGUGGUACAGGAGAAAGACCCGAAAUGGACGAGAGAGGAAUAUUAUAAACAGCAAAGACAGAAGGGCGAACAGAAGAAACAGCAAGAGGCGAAGCCGAGGGUAUCUAGACGACCUGGAUUGAGGAAUUCGAAGAACAAGAAUACCGAUCCAACUUGGAGACCUGGUGAUAGUGAUGCUGAUGAUGCUGAUGAUGUUGAUGAUGGUAAUGAUGGCAAUGAUGCCGAUAAGGCAGAUUUGUCUUGA